Myotis davidii is the source of this 7418-nucleotide messenger RNA. It is a transcript of the gene UNC13B, whose product is annotated as unc-13 homolog B (C. elegans). Gene Ontology annotation, cellular component: synaptic vesicle membrane; presynaptic membrane; terminal bouton. The record is from RefSeq and is a predicted model, not a curated record. Lineage: Eukaryota; Metazoa; Chordata; Mammalia; Chiroptera; Vespertilionidae. The transcript is spliced from 31 exons. Gene Ontology annotation, molecular function: diacylglycerol binding; calcium ion binding; calmodulin binding. Gene Ontology annotation, biological process: presynaptic dense core vesicle exocytosis; dense core granule priming; synaptic transmission, glutamatergic. The coding region runs from base 66 to 6098 and encodes 2010 amino acids.
UAGUAAGCAACCUGAUCAGAAAUAAGAGGAAGAAACAGAGAAUCCCUCAAACCCAGAGGGAGAAAAUGAAGCGAUUGUUGCAAGAGUCAGAGGAAGAAAUCAUGGUCACCUUGGGACCCUCCUCCAGGACUUCCCCAGAUAAAGCUAAGGCAGAGACCAUGUGUGGCAUCAAGAGCAAGUCCUCAGGACCUGCUGAAUCCUUACCAGAGGACAGCUCCUUGCCCCCUUGCUGUGGGUCAACAGCCUCAGCCAUUAGUGGGGAGAGAGAGGGGGGCCUGGCCCCGUAUAGCAGCUUUGGACAGGAGGCCAGCAGUCCGCUUCCUCUGGGCUCCACAGCCUGUGCCUCAGGGUCUGGCUCUCAGGACCUCUCAUCUGCCAGCACUACCACCAGCUGUCAAGAGCCCUCAGAAGGGAAUCAAGCCAAGUUCCUUUUGUCCAGGGGCCAAGGCUGGAGCCUUGAACAACAAGAACCUUUGGGGGAUGUAGUGGACUAUAUAAUCAGAGAGCUGCAAGGCAUCAGUCGUCUCCAAACUGAGAUUGCUGAGCUGCAGCAGCACUUGAGCCAAGUCCAGGGUUCGGUGGAUGAAGUCUCUAGCUGUGUAGACUCAGUUCUGAGUGGAAUAGGCUUGCAGGUGGGCAGCAGCUCCCUUGCGAAGGUGUGUGCAGGAGGAGAGGUCCAGGAGCCCCAGGUGGAAAGGCUUCAUGAGGAAGCCAUUCUGUAUCUGUAUGGACUUCCUGAGCAAGAUGGGGAAAAUACCUUGGAGCUGGUGCACAGCUUCCUGGCCAAGCAUGUCUGUGUUAAUGGCAUGCAGUGCAAUAGGUACAUCAAAGAGGCUUAUAGGGCAGGCAGUGCCCAGGCCCCCAGGCCCACUGUUGUGAAGCUUGCUCAUGUGGAGCACAGAGACUUCAUCCUGCAGAAAUCCAUACUCUUGCAAAGUGUAGGGGUCCAGAUUGCCACCAAAGAAGAACCAAUCUGGCUACAGUGCUUUGGGGAAUGCAGUAAGCAUUCCCCAAAGGAGUCUCUAUCGUUUUUGCAGCAACAGCUUCAGGAUCAUAAUUCAAGUUACUUAAUCCCAGACAAACCAGUUCUUCAUGUCGAAAGAGAAGAUAGAGGACCCUUGAAUGGAGCAUAUCAGAUGAGGACCCAGAAUCAGCUUAGAGAACCCUUGAUCCCUGAGCAGCAAAGCCUUUGCUUCCCACCCAAGGACAAUGUAGCAAAGCCAAGUGAUUUGUCUAAACCAGAGGAUGAAGUAAAAGGAACACCAGAAACAUCCCAAGUCAUCAGUGGCAGCCGUGGUGAACUGACACAGAGAGAGGCUUCUCUGUCUGCCCUUCCUCAGUUAGAGGAACCUUCCCUAGUAUUAAUCUCAAAAGAGGAGGAUUCUGGGAAAUCCCAGGUUUUCACACCAUGUAGUCAAGGACUUGAAGCAUGUGAAGUAGCAAAAAGAGAAAACAACUACAGCGAUAAACGUGAGGACAGCAGCAGCCUGUCACUGUCUGGGUUGCUGAAGACAGAGGACAAGCUCCUGUCCUGUGAAGCCGGACUUGAUAUUCUGAGCUCAAAGCAGCUAGAGGACCUUUUGACAGACAAGUCCAGAAGGUUUGCAGCUCUGAGCUGUGACAGCAUGAUGGAGCAAAUUAUCAUAGGGCCUGAGACUCUCAGUGGCAUGGUUCCUAUUGACUUGAAUGAAGAGGAGGAAUGUGCUGCUCAAGUCCUUAAAGAUGUCUUUGAAAAGUCCUCUUGUGGUGUGGGUGGCUCGCAGGAGGAUGAAGAUGUAGAAAUUAAGUUUUAUACAAGUAAACUGGGCCGAGCAAUUCACCACUUUCGUUCAGCUCUGCAGGGCGUGUUUCAGAAGCUGGAGAACAGUGGGUCAGUCAGUCCUGAGGACCUGGAAAGCAAUGAGAGCUGUUCCCAGUCAGAGAACAGUGAUAGACUUCUCGGGACAACGAGUUCAGGGGGUGCCCAGGAUUUCUCUGUGGGGAGCCCUGGGAGCCAGGGGAGUGAGAGUUUGCUCAGUGUGGUCUCUGGGAGAGUGGGCAUCUCCACACAGGGAGACCAAACCUCUCAGGAUCCCAGCAACUUCUCUCUGGCUUCUCAUAACUCACCUCUUGCAUAUUCAUUGCCAGGUUUGACUCUGGCUCCAGGUCUGGAAAGUGAAACGUGUUCUAGGCCCGAAUCUCCCAAGCAGGGCAGACUAAGCUUAGAGCAAGUGUGUGCAGAGACCAUCUACCUCAACAAGUGCAUCAACAAUUUUAAAAAUGUUCUAAGAGAGAAAAGACUGAGGCAGAAAAAACUUUUGCAUGAUCUGGUCCAGAAGGCAAACCAUCUCUCGAUAGAAGACGUGCACCCAGAAGGAAAGCGAGGAGCCCUUCAGAUUCCAGAUGAUGGCGACUCCUCUUUGCCCCAGUGGCUCCCAGAAGGGCCAGCAGGAGGGCUCUAUGGCAUUGACAGCAUGCCAGAUCUACGCAGAAAAAAGACACUGCCACUUGUCAGCGAUCUGGCAAUGUCGUUGGUCCAGUCCCGGAAGGCAGGGAUUACUUCUGCAAUGGCUACCCGUACCUCUUUCAAGGAUGAAGAGCUGAAAUCCCAUGUGUAUAAGAAAACCCUGCAGGCCUUAAUCUACCCCAUCUCGUGCACCACACCCCACAACUUUGAGGUCUGGACUGCCACUACCCCGACUUACUGCUACGAGUGCGAAGGCCUGCUCUGGGGCAUUGCCCGGCAGGGCAUGCGCUGCAGCGAGUGUGGAGUCAAGUGCCAUGAGAAGUGCCAGGACCUGCUCAACGCUGACUGCCUACAACGGGCUGCAGAAAAGAGCUGUAAACAUGGAGCUGAGGACCGGACCCAGAACAUUAUCAUGGCCAUGAAGGACCGCAUGAAGAUCCGAGAGCGUAAUAAGCCUGAGAUCUUUGAAGUUAUCCGGGAUGUCUUCACUGUGAGCAAAGUUGCCCAUGUGCAACAGAUGAAAACAGUGAAGCAGAGUGUACUGGAUGGCACCUCCAAAUGGUCGGCCAAGAUUACUAUCACUGUGGUGUGUGCUCAGGGCCUGCAAGCCAAGGACAAGACAGGAUCCAGUGACCCUUAUGUGACUGUGCAAGUGGGUAAAACCAAGAAGCGUACCAAGACCAUUUUUGGGAAUCUGAAUCCUGUUUGGGAGGAGAAGUUCCAUUUUGAGUGCCACAACUCUUCUGACCGGAUUAAGGUACGUGUGUGGGAUGAGGAUGAUGACAUCAAGUCGAGAGUAAAGCAGCGGCUAAAGCGAGAGUCUGAUGAUUUUCUUGGCCAAACCAUCAUCGAGGUUCGGACACUGAGUGGCGAGAUGGAUGUCUGGUACAACCUGGAGAAGAGGACAGAUAAAUCAGCCGUCUCAGGGGCUAUUCGACUACAAAUCAAUGUGGAAAUCAAGGGUGAGGAGAAGGUUGCCCCGUAUCAUGUGCAGUACACGUGUCUCCAUGAGAACCUUUUCCAUUACCUCACAGACAUUCAGGGCAAUGGAGGAGUCCAGAUCCCUGAGGCCCGAGGAGACGAUGCCUGGAAGGUGUACUUUGAUGAGACUGCCCAAGAAAUUGUGGAUGAAUUUGCUAUGCGCUAUGGCAUCGAAUCCAUAUAUCAGGCCAUGACGCACUUUGCAUGUUUGUCAUCCAAGUACAUGUGUCCUGGUGUGCCAGCAGUGAUGAGCACCUUACUCGCCAACAUCAAUGCCUACUAUGCCCACACAACUGCCUCCACCAAUGUCUCUGCAUCUGAUCGCUUUGCAGCCUCCAACUUUGGGAAAGAGAGAUUUGUGAAACUACUGGACCAGCUCCACAACUCCCUGAGAAUUGACCUCUCUACAUACAGGAAUAAUUUCCCUGCUGGGAGUCCUGAGCGGCUUCAAGACUUAAAGUCCACAGUGGAUUUGCUGACCAGCAUCACUUUCUUCAGGAUGAAGGUGCAAGAACUGCAGAGCCCUCCAAGAGCCAGCCAGGUGGUAAAGGAUUGUGUGAAGGCCUGUUUGAACUCCACAUAUGAGUAUAUCUUCAACAACUGCCAUGACUUGUACAGCCACCAGUAUCAGCUGAAGCAGGAACUACCUGCCGAGGAACAAGGGCCCAGCAUUCGGAACCUGGAUUUCUGGCCCAAACUUAUCACACUCAUUGUGUCAAUCAUAGAGGAAGAUAAGAAUUCCUACACACUUGUUCUGAACCAGUUUCCUCAGGAGCUGAAUGUGGGAAAAGUCAGCGCAGAAGUGAUGUGGCAACUUUUUGCCCAAGACAUGAAAUAUGCACUGGAGGAGCAUGAGAAAGACCGGCUGUGUAAGAGUGCUGACUACAUGAACCUGCACUUCAAGGUGAAGUGGCUCCACAAUGAAUAUGUGCGGGAUCUGCCUGCCCUCCAGGGGCAGGUACCUGAGUACCCAGCGUGGUUUGAGCAGUUUGUCCUACAAUGGCUGGAUGAGAAUGAGGAUGUAUCCCUGGAAUUCCUACAUGGGGCCCUGGAACGAGAUAAGAAGGAUGGGUUCCAGCAGACAUCAGAGCACGCACUCUUUUCCUGCUCUGUGGUGGACGUCUUCACACAGCUCAACCAGAGCUUUGAGAUCAUCCGAAAGCUGGAAUGCCCAGACCCCAACAUCCUUGCCCACUACAUGAGGAGAUUUGCUAAGACCAUCAGGAAGGUGCUGAUGCAGUAUGCAGACAUCUUAUCAAAGAACUUCCCAGCUUAUUGCACAAAAGAGAAAAUGCCCUGCAUCCUGAUGAACAACAUGCAGCAACUGAGGGUCCAGCUGGAGAAAAUGUUUGAGGCCAUGGGAGGCAAGGAGUUGGAUCCUGAAGCUGCCGACAGUCUGAAGGAGCUGCAGGUGAAACUGAAUACAGUUCUGGAUGAGCUCAGCAUGGUGUUUGGAAACAGUUUCCAGGUGCGGAUCGAUGAUUGCAUUAAACAAAUGGCCGACAUCCUGAGCCAGGUGCGGGGCCCAGGGAACGCAUCCCCCAACGCCAGGGCCUCAGUGGCUCAGGAUGCAGAUAGCGUGCUCCGACCUCUCAUGGACUUCCUGGAUGGCAACCUCACCCUCUUUGCCACUGUGUGUGAGAAGACGGUCCUGAAGCGUGUGCUGAAGGAGCUCUGGCGGGUGGUAUUGAACACAAUGGAAAGGAUGAUUGUUCUGCCCCCACUCACUGACCACACGGUAAGGACACUUCCCUUCAACUUCCUUCUGCUGUCUCCCUUGCCUCGCUCCACGCUUCCUGCUCAAGUUUGGAGUCUUCGGCUUUUGACUGAUUCCCUCUCUGCCCAGGGCACUCAGCUGAUCUUCACUGCUGCCAAGGAGCUGAGCCAUCUUUCCAAACUCAAGGACCACAUGGUGCGAGAGGAAACACGGAGUCUCACUCCAAAGCAGUGUGCUGUCCUUGACCUCGCCCUGGACACCAUCAAGCAAUACUUUCAUGCGGGAGGCAAUGGGCUGAAGAAAACCUUCCUGGAGAAGAGCCCAGAUCUGCAGUCCCUACGCUAUGCACUAUCUCUGUACACACAGACCACAGAUACACUCAUCAAAACCUUUGUGCGUUCACAGACUGCCCAGGGGUCUGGUGUGGAUGAUCCUGUUGGAGAAGUCUCUAUUCAGGUGGACUUGUUUACACAUCCUGGAACUGGAGAGCACAAGGUCACAGUGAAAGUGGUGGCUGCUAAUGACCUCAGGUGGCAGACAGCGGGGAUGUUCCGACCCUUUGUGGAAGUGACCAUGGUUGGCCCACAUCAAAGUGAUAAGAAGAGGAAGUUCACAACCAAGUCAAAAAGCAACAACUGGGCCCCCAAGUACAAUGAGACAUUUCACUUCCUCCUAGGAAAUGAAGAGGGGCCAGAAGCCUAUGAAUUGCAGAUAUGUGUGAAGGAUUACUGCUUUGCCCGAGAGGAUCGUGUUCUAGGGCUGGCUGUGAUGCCCCUGAGGGAUGUGGCAGCCAAGGGCAGCUGUGCCUGCUGGUGCCCCUUGGGCCGGAAGAUCCACAUGGAUGAGACAGGCAUGACCGUCCUCCGGAUUCUGUCUCAGAGGAGCAAUGACGAAGUGGCUCGAGAGUUUGUGAAGCUCAAAUCGGAGUCUCGUUCCUUGGAGGAGGGGAGCUGAGCACCUGAGCUCCUGUGCCAACCACGUGGCACCAGUUCCACAAAUCAGGGCCAGUGGGAGUUACUGUGUAGCCAGCUUAGGUCCUCAUAGUUAAGAGGCUGACUUCUUCAGUAAUAGAAAUUUAAGGAAAUUUUGGGGUGAUGGGAGUUUGGCUUUUCACAAGAAAGGGUCAUGAAUCCCUGACCAGUAGGUCUGUGGUGCUAGGGGUUACUGCAUAGGGAGAUUUUCCAUAAAGAGAGAGGGACAGACAUUUCUGAGAGUGUCACCCAUUCUUGGUAGACACACCUCCACCCCACACCCCAUGUCUACCCCUCUCCAUACUGCACCUUAUCCAGUUGGACCCCUAUGCACCAAUCACUAGAAGAACAAGUUUAGAGGGUCCGGAGCUUGUGCCUGGUUAGCUAAGUAGUCAGUUGAGCCUAUAGGUAUCACUGAGUCCUAUAGUCUGGAUUGAAGUAUAGCCAGGGCUGGAGCACACAGAAUAGAAUUCACACUGUCCCUUGAGCAGAAUCCACUGGUUUUGUGUGCCUCCAGUGAGAAAAAGGCUUUGAAACUGAACAAGAUACCUCUAGAAAUGAGCUCUGUUAAUCCCUUACCCAGUUCAUAUCUGUCGUGAACAGGAGCAGGUUCAUAUGGUGCUUCAGAGCCUUGAGCAGAAUAUUCUUUGGAACCCAAGUACCAGAGGCUACUUUCCCAGGAGUCCCUCUACCUCACUCCUGUAGGAAGGGAAGUGAUGCUUCAGGACAUGAGAGGCUGUUCUUGUGUGUAUGCAUCUGAGGACUAGUUGAAGGAUCCAGGAGAAAGGACUGUAUUUCCUUCUUGGGUAGGCCCCGAACAAAGCCAAAAAUUUUUGGAAAUUAGUCUAGAAGGAGUUCUCCUCACUUAUGGUCACUGCCCUCUGGCUGUCCUCCCCCUUGUAGAAAGAAUCUAGCCUUUGACUUCACUCCUGUCAUUAGGUCAGCUGUGUCCCCCUCAUAGAUAGUCAGCCCCCUGGAAGAAACUUGGCCUAUGAUCCCUCUAUACAGACCGGAUGGAGGAGGGCCUCGACACUCCCUGGGAGGUUAGAGACAAACUCUUGCAAGGGGUCAUGUGGGCUUCCCAGGCCUUUGCACAGAGAAAUAACAUGGUCCUUUAAUAUCCUUGGGAGCAGCUUCCUGGACUUCCUUCCUGGACUUUCUGAGGACUCUGCAUUGACCACAGCUGUACUGGUCAUUACAUUAAACAAGAAAUUAAGCAUAUUUGCUGUUGUUAAUUAUUGUAUGUGCCAUUGUUACAGGAGAUUAUUGGCUAGUCUGUAAUAAAUUAUCUUAUAGCAGCCUU